AUCAAAUAAAUUGAAUUGAAAAUAAAAUCGGUUAAACUUCGUAAAAUGAACCGGGAAGAACAUUAUAGGACGGAGGGAGUAUAUAUAUAUAUAUAUAUAUAUAUAUAUAUAUGUAUGUAUGUAUGUAUGUAUAUCAAAAGGUUGCAAUAGCCAUUGUGACCAAAGAGAGAAAGGAUGAAAGAAAAUCAAGAAAUGGUAGUGUGGAAAACCAUUGGUGUUCUUCUCCUCCUCUUCUCUUUCACAAGUUUUCUCACCAACCCAUCGCCAUGGCUAACAACAAUUCUUCCUCCUCAUCUUCUUCUCCCACUUCUUGUCUCCCUCUUGGGGCUCAUCACUCUCUACUGGCUCAACACUGUGUGGAUUCAGCCACAGAGAGUGAGAUGGGUGUUGAAGAGGCAGGGCAUAUAUGGCCCCACCCCUUCUUCUCUUCUCUAUGGAAAUCUUGCUGAAAUGCAGAGGAUUCAGGCGGCCGCCGCCGCCGCCGCCGCAACUUCCAUGGAAGCGUCAAGCCGUGGUGGAUUUCUGGCACAUGAUUACACUUCCACUCUCUUCCCAUACUUCGAAAAAUGGCGGAAAGAAUACGGCUGCAUAUACACAUAUUCAACAGGAAACAAACAACAUUUGUAUGUGAACAAUCCAGAGAUGGUGAAGGAGAUGAACCAAAGCAUGAGUUUGGUGUUAGGGAAGCCCACUUAUGUCACAAAGAGACUCUCCCCUAUGCUUGGGAAUGGCCUCUUGAGGUCAAAUGGCCAACUAUGGUCUCUCCAAAGAAAAAUCAUUGCUCCACAAUUCUUCAUGGACAAAGUCAAGCACAUGUUAAACCUGAUGCUGGGGUCUGCAGAGCGGUUGGUUAGGAAAUGGGAGGAGAGCAUUGAUGCCCAAGGAGGAGAAACGGCGGAGAUCGCGGUGGACGAAGACCUCAGGAACCUCUCUGCAGAUGUCAUUUCUAGGGCUUGCUUUGGAAGCUCAUACAAUAAAGGCAGACAGAUUUUCUCAAAGCUUAGAACUCUUCAAAACGUCAUCUCUUCCCAGAGUUACCUAUUUGGUUUCCCCACAUUUGGAAAGAACAACGGAAUCGCCAGUUUGGAGGUGGAAAUAGAGACGUUGAUCUGGAAAGCGGUGAAAGAAAGGGAUUCAUCUUCUUCCUCGGAGGAGAGGGACCUUCUGCAAUGCAUCCUAGAAGCCGCCAUUAACGACGAAAACAUGUCCGAGGAUUCGUCCAAGAAGUUCAUAGUCGACAACUGCAAGAACAUAUACUUUGCAGGGCACGAGGCGACGGCCGUGGCUGCCGCCUGGUGCGUGAUGCUCUUGGCCCUCCACCCGGAAUGGCAAUCCCGCGUCCGCGAGGAAAUCGGGGAUGACUCGCCAGACGCGGAGGGGAUCUCGAAGAUGAAGACACUCACAAUGGUGAUACAUGAAGUCCUGCGCCUCUACCCUCCGGGGGCAUUCGUGUCCCGGGAGGCCCUAGAGGAGACAAAGAUAGGGCACAUCACUGUUCCCAAAGGGGUGUGUCUCUGGACACUGAUCCCCACACUGCAUCGGGACCCGGAGGUGUGGGGUCCCGAUGCAAACGAGUUCAAGCCCGAAAGGUUCGCGAACGGGGUGUCGGGCGCGUGCAAGACGCCCCAGGUCUUCGUGCCUUUCGGGGUCGGGCCCCGACUCUGCGUGGGACGCAACUUCGCGAUGUUUGAGAUUAAGGUUGUGCUUUGCGCCAUAAUUUCCAAGUUCUCGCUUUCGCUUUCGCCCAAGUAUAAGCACUCCCCUGCGUUUAGGAUGAUUGUGGAACCUGGGGAGGGAGUGCAUAUUCUUGUUGAGAGGUUGAAGAAGUAAUUAAUAUGGUUUGAGAGAAGAAUGAAAAAACAAAAGAUGUAGGUCCCAACAUAUAGGUGACAAAACUUAUGAGAUUAUUAUUGCAAUUUAAUGUGAUAUUGUGAACUGGGAAAUUUAAAUAAAGAAAAGGUUCAGUG
This is a messenger RNA of Cuscuta campestris, 1967 nucleotides long. The record is from the annotation of a GenBank genome assembly. Lineage: Eukaryota; Viridiplantae; Streptophyta; Magnoliopsida; Solanales; Convolvulaceae.